AGCUGGCAUAUAUGCUAUAAAGCAGACCCUGCCCUGCAUACCAUCAAAUAUUCUCUAGGACUAGUCUUUAGCCACUCGGUCUUUAUUACUAGAGUUACCAUGGUCGGUCUUGGAAAACUAGUACUUUUGGGUUCCGCCAUAUCAAGCCUUGUUUCGGCACGUUCAAUUACCCUGCGAGACGCAGAUAACCUCAAUCACAACUACAAGCGAUAUAUUGUCACUCUCAGAGAUGGAUUGGACGCUUCUGCUGUGGAACAACAUAUACAGCGGGCAGCUAGUAUACAUGCCAGCAGCAACUCGCCAAUGGUAGAAAUGGGAAGGCGAUGGAACAUUGGAUCCUGGAAUGCCUACUCAUGUACCAUGGAUGGCGACACAUUCACCCAGAUUAGCAGCGAUGACGCUGUAGAGUUGAUUGAAGAUAAUGGCAGAAUCUCUCUAAUGAAGCACACGGUACAGACAGACGCUCCCUGGGGCUUGGCUGAUCUCUCCCAUCGGGUAGCGAACAACACGGACUACGUUUACGACUCAAUUGCUGGCGAAGGCACAUACGCAUACAUACUCGACACUGGGUUGCUGACUACGCACGAGGAAUUUGAGAAUCGUGCUUCUUUGGGCUACAAUGCUGUAGCUGGUGUGUUCGCAGAUGACGUUGGACAUGGAACGCAUGUGGCGGGUACUAUCGCCGGGAAAAAAUAUGGCGUCGCCAAAAAAGCAAAGCUCGUUUCGGUCAAAGUCUUUGCGAAUGCUAUAUCCUAUACUUCGGAUCUUCUCGAAGGAUUCCAUUGGGCCGUUGGCAACAUCACCGCCGAGAAUCGUCAGAGUAUAUCAGUCAUCAAUAUCAGCGCAGGCGGAAAUACCAUAGAAGCUGUUAAUCGAGCAGUUGAAGAAGCAUAUAAACAAGGCGUGUUAACUGUCGUAUCUGCUGGCAAUUACGAUGAAGAUGCUCGAAAUAUGUCACCAGCAUCCGCACCAGCCGCCAUCACCGUCGGAUCAAUUAGAAGAGAUCGCAAACGCUCCCAUUUCAGCAACUGGGGUGAACUGGUCGAUAUUUUCUCGCCAGGCGAGCUUAUCACGUCUGCGUGGAUUAAAACCAAUCAGGAUAAUGCCUCCCUCAGCGGUACAAGCAUGGCUGCGCCCCAUGUAUCUGGCCUCAUCUUAUAUUUGAAGAGUGUUAUCCCUUACCGAAUGAAAACCCCAGGCGACACUAUCGAUGUUCUACGGGAGUUGGCGACGGACGGCGUUGUCGGGGAUCCUAAAGGCUCCAAGAACCUACUAGCCUUCAAUGGCAAUGGAGUAGUCAUUUUCACGGGCAAUUUAACGAAGAGUCUAGCCAAUAUAGAUGGCAUGUAGCUUAUCAAGCCCUGCGGAUGAGUUUAUCAUGCCAUGAAAGACUCGUGAGAGUGCUAUAGGGCAGUUAGCUACAUCCAUUCCUACGCCUAGGAGUCAGUCUUAACGCGCCUUGAGUAU
Messenger RNA from Daldinia vernicosa, 1467 nucleotides. RefSeq names its product oryzin precursor. The record is from RefSeq and is a predicted model, not a curated record. The coding region runs from base 100 to 1350 and encodes 416 amino acids. Lineage: Eukaryota; Fungi; Ascomycota; Sordariomycetes; Xylariales; Hypoxylaceae. The transcript has 2 exons. Gene Ontology annotation, biological process: proteolysis. Gene Ontology annotation, molecular function: serine-type endopeptidase activity.